Molecule: messenger RNA, 2053 nt
Organism: Diaporthe batatas
Lineage: Eukaryota; Fungi; Ascomycota; Sordariomycetes; Diaporthales; Diaporthaceae
Exons: 2
Coding region: 516-1877 (453 amino acids)
Source: RefSeq, a predicted model, not a curated record
CACGGGCACAUGCAGGUGCACUGCACUUACACACUCAUGUAUCUCCGUACAUGCCUGCUUGCUAAUAAAGUCUGUCUAGGUUGGGGACUGCCCAGUCCAUGCAGCAGCAGCUAGUGAGGCGCCUUCAUCUCAACGGUUUUCUCUUGCCUCAUCUCAUCCCUCCGAAUCCGUCCUCACUUUUUCUUAUCUAGCCUCCCCUUCUACCUAACCCAUAUCCUAUUCCGCCCUCUCUCCUCUCUGGUGAUCCUUUCCUAUGCCGUGUCACAUGUUGGCUGGUAUUACAAGACAUCCUUAAGAGCUAUCUGUCCAUACUCGAGUUUAUUCCGGCCUCUGACUGAAGCCAGGAGGCCCGUUCUCAACCCGGACAGUGACAAUGCUGGGUCCGUCUUCCCAGCCAUAGAGGUUACUUCCGCGCGGCGCCUCGCAGGUUCUCUUUUGCAUAGCCGACAGACUCGGCCUAAACCCAACACUUUGUAUAUCUAGUAUCGCCCUUGCGCGCUCUCGCAAGUGGCCAUAUGAUGCAUCAAUUACAGCAACCUGUCAUCGUCCAAGACAAGGACUCCCGUGACUUAGAGCACCCUCACCCUCGUCACCACCACCACCCGGAGCGGGCGGCAUCCGCAGCCAUCACCACCACCACGCACCAGCAACACCAACAACACCAGCACUACCGCUCCUCCCACAACUCCUUCCACCACCCAAUGGCCUUCGAGUCCUCCCCCUCGGACCCGGAGACAAGCUCGCUGCUCACCCACCCGCCGUCCCUCUCGGACAUCCUCGACAACCUGCCGUCCGCCGUCAAGAGCAGCCUGGGCCCGCUCAACACCAUCCGCCGCUCCGUGAGCAUCCGGAGCUGGGCCUCGUACUUUUACGAGAUCUCGUCCAACACGAUGGGCGUCGCCGCCUCGCACGAGGGUGCCACAGCAGCCCGCAGCACAACUGUCGUGUCUAGGACCACCAGCACCACCGCCGUCGAGAUGCAGCAGCACAGCAACCGCGGCGAGAAGCGCGUCGCCGCCGCCCACUCGCAGGCGCAGGCGCAGAGGAGGAUGGCCGAGCCGCCGCAUUAUGAGGAGGUAGAUCAGAGCUUUGGGAUCAACAGGUUCUGCGGCCUGCAGGGCCAGCUGCUGGUCAACAACUCUCUGUCAGACGGUAGGCCCUCGUCACUGCAGGGCCACGCCGCCGCGGGCAGGAUCGACCGCAAGGCGUACGUCCAGGGCGUCGCCUGGCUGGUCCACGGGCUCCCGGACGACCUCGACAAGCACGAGCGGACGGAGUUGAUAAGGGCCAUGCCGCCGUCCCUGUGGGAGGAGGCGCACAGGACGCCGACGUCACGGCAGCCGGGGGCGCCGCCCUACCCAUCAUCAUCAUCCACGUCGUCCUCCUCGUCCUCAUCAUCAACAACAACACCACCACCACCAUCAGGGUACGGCUACUACUACCUCGGGGCCAGCAGCGGGGCCAUGGGCGAGGCCGGGUGGACCCUGGCCCAGAGGCUCCUGCACGCCGCGUGGCUGCAGCUGCUGGUCCCGCUGCACAUGCUGUGGGCGUACGUCCUGGUGCUGCUGGGCCGCGCGGGCCGCCUCGAGCGCGAGUACAAGGUCACCGAGCAGGUCGUCAAGCACUCCGGGGAGCUGGGCUACGGCGUGGGCAAGGGCGGGGUGCGGCUGUCGGGCGUCAUCUACAACCACGGCGGCGCGAGGGUCGGGCACCUCGUCACCAACGUCGUCGCGUACACGGCCGACGGCCUGGUCAAGGGGAUCAGCGACGGGAUACGGGAGGCGAGGUCGGAGAGGCACAGGUGUUGUGGGGGCGGGGGCGGUAGUGGGGAGGAAUGUGGUGGUGGUGGUGGUGGUGGUGGUGGUGGUGGUGAUUGAGAUCCUCACCUCCUCUCUCCUCCGGUGUCAUCUCCUUUUGGGGCAUGCUGCUAGUUUUUUGUGGCGUUGGUUUUGCAUAGAGGUCGGUGGGUUACAAGCCUUGCUAUUUCGGUCGAUCAGAUUUUACUCCAGCGUAAAUAGAAUACCAUACAAAAAGAAAAAGACCAUUUUCUAGA